GAGUGACGCCCAAAAGUGUCUCUCCACCAUAGAGACCUCUGGAGAUCAAGACGCAUCGCUGAGUCGCGCAUGAACCCGGCAAAAUGAAAAUGGGCGUGACACCUUUGGUGCUUGUCGUGAGCAUCGCCUUCAGUCUGAAUUGUGAGGUCGACGCUAUGUGCCAUGAUGUCGCAAGCGCACUCGGGUCUUGGGUCGGUGAUGGCUCUGCAGCUGCCUUGAUCAAGACCAAGUGCGUAGGAAUGAACCGCGGAACCAACAGUUGGCGUAAAGGAGCGAAGGUCAGGGGGAUCUGCAAUUCGAUUCCUCGGAGCACACCAGUAGCUACGUUCGUGGGCAAGAAGUUCCGCGGACACGCUGGAAUUUUCGUGAGAUGCAGUCGAGACGGCAUUCACAUCUACGACCAGACGCCCAUGAGGACUCUCGGAAUCCGAAUGAUUCCAUGGCGUGGAUCGAUCGUCUCACGUAACGCUGAGAACUAUUUCGUAAUUCACUGACAGGAAUAAGUGUCACCGCACUGUCCUUCGAUGUGUAUCUAGUCUGUAAAUACACGCUGAAGCGUUGGGGGGAGGAGAGGUUUUCGUGGUACGAUAUCCAGGACUUCAGCUUCGUCGAGCU
Molecule: messenger RNA, 615 nt
Organism: Galendromus occidentalis (western predatory mite)
Lineage: Eukaryota; Metazoa; Arthropoda; Arachnida; Mesostigmata; Phytoseiidae
Exons: 4
Coding region: 84-494 (136 amino acids)
Source: RefSeq, a predicted model, not a curated record